AUGGUCGAUGCAACCCACAGCACGGCCCCCGUGGGCUCAGACACGGGUGUACGCAAGUUUACGCUCUCGUGUUCUCGAUGUCGGGCCUCGAAGCUGAAAUGCGACCGUAAAGAACCUUGUAUGGAGUGCGUCAAGCGUAACAUUGGCCAUCUGUGUACCAAGGACGAGCGUCAACCGCGAGCCAAACGAUCCAAAAUCGAGAAUAAAGACAAGACCCCCUCCAAGCGCGAUCCGCCACCGAAUGGAGAUGGCGAGGCGGAGGCCGAGGAGACCGCGCAACUCCUAGAGCAUUUCGUUGAAGGGGUUCCGCGUCCCAAUGCCUAUCGGCCUGCGGUUUUGGGCCCGACCCCGUCGUCCGUUGCGCCCGACUUUCCCAAUCCAUACUGGUCGAGUAACGACCCCAAGCGACACGGGGAGAAACUCGCCUUAAUCCGAGAGAUCGUCGAUGCGAUGCCGACGGUGGAGAUCAUCGAUGCCCUUUUGGAAGUCUUUAUCACGCGUUGCCAGGGUCCGUUGGGGAAUGUGGUUCACACGCCAACGUUCCUGAAGCAAGCUCAACAGUUCAGUAAUUGCUUAAAGCUUGCGUCACUGGACUCGCGGGUCUUGGCCGUAUCGAGUACAGUGCCGAUGGAGAAACUGGGCGGUUACCUCCUCGCGCUCGUGCUUGGUCUCGCGUUCCAUCCGACGCCGUCUCUCCUCGGGUGGACUCCUACCCCGUUGACCCUCCGGGUGGAGGAGCUACGAGCGUCGGAGAUGCACUCCAAGACAUGGAGAUCUCUCGGCUUGCGUUGCCUCCAGGACGGGGUGUCUCUCUUUUGUGGCUCGAUCGCCAGUUUGCAGGCGGCCAUCAUGCUUCUGCUUGACGGCCAGGAGAACUCAUUAGCGCUGGACGCGGUUCUGGUUACGGCCAUCUCGGGAGCCCGGAAACUGGGUCUGCACCGCUUGGGUGGCAUCAAGUUGGAUGCCUCUGCAUCACCCGUCGCAUCGUUAGAAAACGACCCAGCAGCCCUGGUGGAACCGGACCAUAUUCGAACCGAAAUAGCGAUUCGCAUUUGGUGGGCCCUCGUUCUGAGAGAUUGGUCGCGCGGACAAGCCCUUGGCUACUACACCAUUCAUCCAUCCCAGUUUAACACUCGGAUGCCGUUGCACAUCAAUGACGAUGAUCUCUGUCCGUCCGCAUGGCGGGUGACGGUCAAUGGCGAGAUCACGGAGCGGCCUCGGUCAGAGUUCACAAUGAUGUCGUAUACCGUCCACGCCCUCGAACUCGCCGGCAUUGUGCGCGAAUCGAUCGAUCUGAGGGGAGCACCAACCCAGCAGCCCGAUGGAACCGCUGAGUCGGCCAAGCUGCGCAGACAUAUCAACAAUAAGUACGAAAAGUACAUCGCUACUCUGCCAUCAUAUUUUCGACUGGGGAGCACCGUCGGGCUCACUGCCACGGGUCCCAUGGCAGCAAUCCCGGUGCAACGCUGGAUGCUGCACCAGCAACUCUGGAGCUUACUGCUUCGACUCCAUCGCGCGGAUCUCUCAUCUCCAAUUAGCCGUGCUUCCUGUCAGCUUCUCGCCCAGAAUAUUGUCAGUACCCAGGCUCAGAUUCAGGCGCGCUGCGCGGUGUGUGGGUCCCUCUCCACCAGUGAGACGCAACUAUUCAACGCGGCUGUGGUGUUGCUCCUCGACCUGCUCUUCUCAUCGAAGCAAGGGGACGGGGACAGUGCCAGUGCACACCUUAGCCGAUUGAUGACUCGGGACAAGAUCCGGGAAGCAAUUGAAUUAUUACGAACCAAAAGCCUCAUGGAGGGCUCAUCACUUCACGAUCUGCACUUGGAGCAGGUCAAAGGGUCUGCUCAGCGCAGCGUAGUUGCUCUGGAAGCCUUAAUGAAGCUUGAAGAAGGUGAUUUCGAUCACAACGGCACCAAUAGCUCAAAUAGUGCCGCGGGCAAUCGUACCCGAGAACCAUUGGCUGCCAAAGACUCCCUGCGGCUCAGGAUUACUGAUAUUCUCAGGGCUCUGAGCGGAAGAGCCGACCCGGAGGGCGCCCCCGUGCAAGAGCCGCAGGCCCCCAUGGACCCUCUUUCCCCGUUUCAGGUGUCGAUGCCGUUUGCCAAUGUCCCCGAUGGGUUUCAUGACCUGGACGUGCUGCCGAUCCUCUCCAACGGUCUCAGCCCCAACUUUUGGCAAUUCUUGGACUUCCCCCCGCCACCAUUCGAUUCUCACCCAAAGGAGGUCUCGUUGGCUACCCAGGGAGACCCGCCUGGCGCCUUUGGACUGGGUCCUUCGCAAUUUCCCGACUCAUAUAGUAGCACUCCUAGCACUCGUAUGACCCACACAUCUCCGUCUCUGCAGAGUGAAUCAAUCGGCCUGGGUGGAGGCAGUGACUCCGCCACAACUCCCUCUAGCGCUGAUGCCUACGUUGCCGCCAAGUUUUAUUACGCCAUGGGUGAUGGGACACUGGCUCCUAUGUAG
Aspergillus fumigatus Af293 is the source of this 2460-nucleotide messenger RNA. RefSeq names its product putative C6 transcription factor. Gene Ontology annotation, molecular function: zinc ion binding; DNA-binding transcription factor activity, RNA polymerase II-specific. NCBI's taxonomy places the organism in Eukaryota, Fungi, Ascomycota, Eurotiomycetes, Eurotiales, Aspergillaceae. Gene Ontology annotation, biological process: regulation of DNA-templated transcription. The record is from RefSeq and is a predicted model, not a curated record.